Molecule: messenger RNA, 1155 nt
Organism: Thelazia callipaeda (thelaziosis nematode)
Lineage: Eukaryota; Metazoa; Nematoda; Chromadorea; Rhabditida; Thelaziidae
Source: the annotation of a GenBank genome assembly
AUGCCAUAUUUCUGUUAUUAUUUUUUACUAAGUAAUUGUUUUUUUUGUAGUGGAAUUUACAAAGGAGUAUACAUUAUCUGCGAAAUGGCUUUAAAUCAGUUGCUUGGAGUAGUUGGUCGUGUUACUAUUAGAGGUAUUUGUCAAAUUGCGCCAAAAUGUGCAGCAUCAACAAUAAGCAUGCGUGAUUCAAUAAGAAUGGCAAUGGACGAAGAAAUGACACGUGAUGAAAAUGUUUUUUUACUUGGGGAAGAAGUAGGAUAUUACGAUGGAGCUUACAAGGUAUCAAAAGGAUUAAUGCGUAAAUUUGGCGAAUCUCGUGUUAUUGAUACUCCAAUCACUGAAGCAGGUUUCUGCGGUUUAGCAGUAGGUGCAGCAUUUGGUGGUCUCCGCCCAAUAUGUGAAUUUAUGACUUUUAACUUUGCAAUGCAAUCCAUCGAUCAGAUAAUAAACAGCGCAGCUAAAACUUAUUAUAUGUCAGCAGGGCAGGUACAUUGUCCAAUUGUUUUCCGUGGACCUAAUGGAGCGGCUGCCGGUGUUGCUGCGCAACACAGUCAAGAUUACUCUGUUUGGUAUGCACAUGUUCCUGGACUAAAGGUUGUGACACCAUACUCCUCUGAAGAUGCCAAAGGCUUGCUGAAAUCAGCUAUUCGUGAUGAUAAUCCCGUUGUGGUUUUGGAAAACGAACUAUUAUAUAAUGAGAUUUUUCCAAUGUCGGAUGAGGCUUUGAAAGAUGAUUUCUUAGUGCCUAUCGGAAAGGCGAAAAUUGAGCGGGAAGGUAAGGAUAUAACACUUGUCUCAUAUUCGCUUGGUAUGGUUCCAACGAUGAAAGCUGCAGAAGAACUCGCAAAAGAAGGCAUCAGUGCCGAGGUGAUUAAUCUACGUUCUCUUCGUCCGUUCGAUUUUGAAACGAUUAAAAAUUCAGUAAUUAAAACUCACCACAUUGUGACCGUCGAUAACGGCUGGCCGUUUUGCUGUGUUGGUUCCGAAAUAUGUAUGCAGUUGAACGAAUCGGAUGCUUAUGAUGCACUGGAUGGUCCAGUAUAUCGAGUCACUGGUACUGAUGUUCCAAUGCCAUUUACAGAAAAGCUUGAAUCAGCUGCACAGCCCCAACUUGCUGAUGUAGUAAAAAUGGCGAAGAGAUCAUUGAAAAAAUGA